This is a messenger RNA of Diaporthe citri, 1347 nucleotides long. RefSeq lists its product as uncharacterized. Bases 1 to 1347 code for a protein of 448 amino acids. The record is from RefSeq and is a predicted model, not a curated record. Lineage: Eukaryota; Fungi; Ascomycota; Sordariomycetes; Diaporthales; Diaporthaceae. The transcript is spliced from 2 exons.
AUGGCCGCCCAGCGGCUGCCACCAACCGAUGAGCUCAUCACUGCUCUCAUGAAAUCACUUGUGGAGCCCUGCCCUGUGACAGACAAAGCCCCAAGAGGAUUCGAUAACAAAUUCGAACGAGCUUGUGCCAGUAUUCAGCGUAACGUCUUCCUAGACGCAGGGGUUCAGGCAUUUUUUGCAUAUGUUCGAGCCGAGCCUGGGGUUCAGACGGCCGUUGAACGGCUACCACAUACGGCGGCUGAAGUCGUAGCACGUCGCCUUUGCAGCGUCAAGCCCCAUCCAUCUGUGGAAGCCCUCAUUCAUCACAUUUUCCACGACGCCCAUCGUGGCAAAAAACGCUGCAAGAUACUCCGGGAAUCGAACUACCCUGGCCCGGACGAGCCGGCGACCGCUUCGGCGUCCAGCCCCCAGGGCAGCGCAGAUGCAGGCCAACCACACGACCCCGGCGAGCAACCCAUGAACAAUCGCGUACAACAGAGAACCUCGCCUGGGAGCACUGCCUCGGUCCACAUGCAGGACGCCGGCGAACCAGCACCCAUCAACAAUCACGGAGAACAAAGUACCUCCUCUGGUAGCGCACCUUCGGUCCAAAUGCAGGACCCCAGCGAGCCACAACCAGCGAGCAACUAUGGACGGUGGGGUAACCUCGGACGCCAGCUUCCCCCGAUCACCAAUGUUCAUCCCAACUCCAGCUUACCGCCACUAGCAGCCAAUGCGGGUCCAGGCAUGAGUCUGCCCCCUUUGAUGGGCAGCAUACAGAGGGAUACCCGACAACCGACCUCCCCACGCCACUCCCAGGACAUGACAGAGCUACCUGCGGCCACAGCGGCAACCGAGAUGGAUGUGGACCAACAUUCGUUGGUCUUCCCUGAUGCGAAGAACGUUCCCUUCCUUCUCCCUCAUGACACCUGUGCAGCAGUGGUCAAGAAAGGUGCAGGAGCAGCCAUUCGGGUGGUCUUCGGAGAUACAGUUUCGCAUCUAGAGAUCGAUCUCUAUGCGAACAGAAUAAUACACUUGGCCAGAGAUCUAUUCGAGGCUCGUUUGGAAACGGAGGACGACAGGUUUUGUGCCAGAGUCAGUGGUGACUCGGUCGCAUUUUUCGAAGGGUACACGCUUGUUGGGGCAGACCGUCCAUAUGCCGAACGCUUUCUUGGUGGGGUCUUUGAUCUCAUCAAAGAGGAUUCCCUAUACAUCCAGGGGAAGGCGGAACGUAAUUGCCGCCUCAUCUCUCUGCACAUCAAAGGCAACACCAAAGAUUCAGGCUGUCUGAAGGUCGAAGGCACCACACAUACAAUAUCGCUCAUAGCUAGACGGUUCUGGCCGGACUUUUCACUUCCAACCUCUUGA